CCACAGCAACAACAAUGGCGGACGACGGAGAGAAACCGAAAAGCAAACGUCUAUUUAUUAAUCAUGUAGAUUGUUAUGAGGGGCGCAACAUUGCCAAGUUCCUCAGCAGUUGCGUGGUGGGAGCAUCUUUGGAGGAAAUGGAAGAGGAGGAAGAAGAUGCCAGGUCAGUGGAUAGUGCUACUCUGGCAAGACCCAAGGAGGGCUGUUAUGAAAUCAUUGGAACACUCAAGAACAAGGAAGCUAAAAAGCCAGAUUUUGUGAAAGAAAUUAUUUACUAUGAAACUAAGGAGCAGCUGUAUGAACAUUUAGUUGAAUGUGACAUCAUUGUUUAUGACAUCACAGAAGACCCAGAUCAGAUUGAUGAGGCUACAUGGGCUGUGUCUGAAAUACAUUCUGACCUAGAAAAGAUAGAUAAACAAAUACUGUUUUUGCUAAUAUCAACUGUGAUGACAUGGGCAAGAAGCAAACCUCUGGACCCUGAUGAUCCAGAGAUACCUUUCACAGAGGAUGACUACAGGCGGAGAAAACCACACCCCAACUUCAAAGAGCACAUUAGUGCUGAGAAAACUGUUAUCAAACUUGGCAAAACAAACAAACAAAAACUUGUGACAUAUGUUGUUGCUUCUGGUCUGACAUAUGGAGGAGGAGAAAAUAUUUUCCAUUAUCUAUUCAAGGCUGCCUGGCAUAAUGCAUCACAACUCCAGUGCUUUGGACCAGGAGGAAAUGUCGUGCCUACUAUACACAUCAAAGAUCUGGCUGGUGUUAUCCAGAAUGUUGUUGAUAGUCGCCCAAAAGUGCGAUAUAUUGUUGCUGUGGAUGAUUCUCAAACCACACUGGAAGAAAUUGUCAAAGCUGUCAGCAUUAACUUGGGAACUGGAAAAAUCAAGCACAUUAGUAAAGAAGAGGCUCUUCUCAGCAAAGAUAUUGAGCAAGCAGACUUUGACAUGCUAUUGGUGAACCUUCGCAUGGAUGCUGUUUAUGUGAAAGAGAACAUGAGAAUUCGCUGGGUAGCAGAGACUGGUUUGAUGGAAAAUGUCAUCCCAGUAAUCAAGGAGUACAAAGAGAGUAGAGGAUUAAUGCCUAUGAGAGCAUGUGUCCUGGGGCCCCCAGCUUCUGGAAAGACAACGAUAGUGAAAGAACUGUGUGACAGCUACAAAUUGCAUCAUAUAAAAAUCAAAGAUGUGAUUGAGGAGGCAAUGGAUGCAUUGACAAAAAGUGCUGCCCGUGCAAACCAGGAGCCUGAAGGUGAAGAAGAGGAUGAUGGGAAGGCACAGGAGGAUCAAGAACUGUUGGAUGCCAUAAACGAAGGCAAAGAACAGAACAAUGGCAGAAUUGAAGACCAGUAUGUCAUUAAGUUUUUCAAACAAAAAUUGCAUUCCAUGCCCUGUCAGAACCAAGGGUUCAUCUUGGAUGGAUUUCCUAAAACUAGAGAACAGGCAACAGAGCUUUUUGCAGCUGAAGAUGAAGAGGAGGCAGAAGAAGAGAGCAAGGGGAGCUUUGACAAGGCAAUCAUGCCAGAGGUGGUUGUGUGCUUAGAUGCCACAGAUGAAUUCCUACGUGCUCGUGUGAUGAACUUGCCAGAGAGCGUGGUUGCAGGCACGCACAACACUGAAGAGGGCUUGAUGAGAAGGCUGACUGAAUACAGAGCAAUCAAUGGUGAAGAUGAAACAGUGCUGAAUUAUUUUGAUGAGUUGGAGAUUCACCCUGAUAAAAUUGAUGUGACAAAAGAUAGCUCUAAAAUGAUGGCAGAUACAGUAGAAAAAGUGAAGAAAAUGAUGGGGCCUCCAAGAAACUAUGGCCCCACUGCAGAAGAGCUUGCUGAAAUGAGACAGAAAGAAGAGGAGGCUCAUAUAAAACGAGAAGCUGAGGAAAAAGCCGAGAAAGAGAGGAAAGAAGCUGAGGAAGCCGCAGAGAGGAAAAGACGACAGGAUGAAUGGGCUGAAAGAUUAGAUCAGGUGAAAAGAGAGGAAUAUGACAUGCUGGAGACUCAAUCUCAACCCCUGAGGAACUAUUUGAUGAAGCAUGUGAUGCCCACACUCACACAAGCUCUUAUUGACUGUGUCAAAGUCAGGCCAGAUGACGCUAUAGAUUACAUGGCGGAGUACCUUUUCCAGCAUAAUCCUCAAGUGGACUAAACAACCAUGCAUCACUGAAGAUGGAGCCAAAUUGACAGUGGAUUUUGUAUGGACUUUUUUUAUGAAUUUUAAAAGCAUAUGAAAAGAAUUAAUUUGGAUCAUCCAACUCAUUUUUUACAUUAAAUUAUGUCAAAGAGGAGAGUUUGCAUUCCUGAUAUGUAAGAACAAUAUUGUAAAGCUCACUCAUAUAUAUAUAAUGUACAGAAAUAAAUAGUAUUUGUCUUUUUGUA
Lingula anatina is the source of this 2365-nucleotide messenger RNA. Its product is annotated as adenylate kinase 7. Lineage: Eukaryota; Metazoa; Brachiopoda; Lingulata; Lingulida; Lingulidae. The record is from RefSeq and is a predicted model, not a curated record. Gene Ontology annotation, biological process: nucleobase-containing compound metabolic process. Gene Ontology annotation, molecular function: nucleobase-containing compound kinase activity; ATP binding.